This is a messenger RNA of Conger conger (European conger), 2009 nucleotides long. Its product is annotated as E3 ubiquitin-protein ligase TRIM39-like. NCBI's taxonomy places the organism in Eukaryota, Metazoa, Chordata, Actinopteri, Anguilliformes, Congridae. The transcript has 3 exons. Gene Ontology annotation, molecular function: protein binding; zinc ion binding. The record is from RefSeq and is a predicted model, not a curated record. The coding region runs from base 1 to 1638 and encodes 545 amino acids.
AUGGCGACGGGGGCCGUGAUCCGGGCCCCCUACCCGGCGUUCUGUCUGCGAGAUCCGGGUUUUCCCUCGUUUACUGCGGGGGACUGGAGGCUAGCUGCCUUUCCGAGCGGUCCGGGAGGCAGACUGUUCGCCAUCUGUGGUGGCGGGGAGGUGAGCACGUUGGAAACUGGACACGUGCGGCUCGGCUCAGCUCAGCCGCACGAAGAGCACAGCGUCUCUGUGGAGGUGUGCAGCGAUAUCUGCACAUCUGCUAGGACCUUUGGAGGCCCACUAGAUCUCAGUAUCAACACCAUUUUGGACCAGAUGACCCAGUAUUUCAAGACCCAAAGACUGGAAGCUCCCAAAGCGGGGGAUAAGCAAGAGGCGGAGGACUCCUGCCUGCCAUGCCGCGCCUCUCUCUGUGACGACGACGCCCAGUCUCACACUACAGACGACCUGCUGGUGGAUUCAGUGCUCGACCUGAAGGAGAGCGUGUGUGAGAAGCACAACCGGCCCCGGGAACUCUUCUGCAAGACCGACCGCACAUGUGUUUGCAGGCUGUGUGUAGAGGAUGACCACGGAGAGCACACCACUGUGCCCGUUGAGAGAGAGUGGUUCCACCGACACAUCCAGCUGAAGAGAGAGGUGCUGCAGGUGAAGCAGGAGAUCCUGGACCGACGGAAAAAGAUGGAGGAGAUCAGAGAGAGGACGAGGCUGAGCAGGGAGGACGCAGAGAAGGAGCUGAAGGAGGGCCUGCAGGUCCUUAGUGCUAUUCUCCGCUCCGUGGAGAAAUGCCAGAUGGAGCUGACGGAGGCAAUCGAGGGGAAGCAGAAGGCAGUAGAGACCAGGGCCCAAAGCCUCUUGGAAGACCUGGAGCAGGAGAUCAAGGACUCAAAGACCAGAAAGGCCGAGUUGAAACAGCUCCUUCACUGCCAGGACUACGUCCACAUUUUACAGAGCUUCCCCUCUCAGCCAACUCCCCCGUGCUCUAAGGACUGGGACAAUGUCGUCAUCCACACUGAACUGUGUGUGGGGAUUGUGAGGAGAGUGCUCUCUCCAUACGACGAGAACUUCAGAGUAAAACUGAGAGAGCUGAUGGAUGCUGAGUUUAAAAAAAUUCAACAAUAUGCUGAGGAUGUGAGGUUGGAUCCCCUUACUGCACAACGCAACCUGGUUGUGUCUGAGAAUGGGAAAGAGGUCCGCUAUCAAGAAAGGAUGCAAAUAGUGCCUGACAACCCAGAAAGGUUUGAUACUGCUCAUUCUGUGCUGGGGAAACAGACGUUCACUUCAGGAAGACAUUACUGGGAAGUGCAAGUGGAGGGAAAGACGGCCUGGUAUUUGGGAGUCGUCACAGUGUCUAUCUGCAGGAAGAAGAAGAACACACCUCUACCAAGAAAUGGUCUCUGGAUUCUGCAUCAAAAAGAAGGGGAGAAUCUCAAAGCUCUCGAUGACUCUCACGUCGAGCUCAGUCCAAGUUCAGGGCUGAAAAAAGUUGGUGUGUAUGUGGACUAUGAGGAGGGUCAGAUCUCUUUUUACAACGUGGAGACCAGAUUGCCAAUGUUCUCGUUCACAGGGAACACCUUUACUGAGAAACUCUGCUUGUUCUUGAAUCCACAAAAAAGUGACACAGUCCCAAUGAUCCUCUCUCCUGUUUCUUAGAAACUGUUUUAAGCAAACAUUUUGCUUAACUUGGUUAGUGCAUUAGUUGAAUUGGCUUCUUGAUUUGUUGAUGUGAGAAAAGCUUAUUUUAUUAUGAAAAAUAUACAAAUGUAUGGUGAAGGUUUUGCAUCAUUUUAGGUAUAAUAUAAUUGCUUAUUUUGUUAUUAUUUGGACCUACCGUCUCAGCUCAUGUGAGUUUGUACCCAUCUGUAUGAGUACAGAUGGCGCGGAUGUAGACAGUGGGACAAAGGCCUAGGUGAGGGUAAGACUAAGAGUCAGCUAGAACACACUUUGGGAAAUACCUUGGUUUAUCACACAUUCUUGUACAAGUAAUUGUUGUUAUAAAGUACAUGUCAACUGGUCAUAGCAUU